Molecule: messenger RNA, 669 nt
Organism: Fomitiporia mediterranea MF3/22
Lineage: Eukaryota; Fungi; Basidiomycota; Agaricomycetes; Hymenochaetales; Hymenochaetaceae
Product: thymidylate kinase
Exons: 3
Coding region: 1-669 (222 amino acids)
Biological process (GO): dTTP biosynthetic process; dTDP biosynthetic process; dUDP biosynthetic process
Cellular component (GO): cytoplasm; cytosol; nucleus
Molecular function (GO): dTMP kinase activity; ATP binding
Source: RefSeq, a predicted model, not a curated record
AUGGCUGCCAGCAAACGCGGGGCCUUCAUCGUUAUCGAAGGACUCGACAGGUCUGGAAAAAGCACUCAAGCAGCUUCUCUUCUGUCGCGUCUGCAGCAAUCAAAUAUCCCAACGAAGCUCAUGAAAUUUCCUGACAGGACGACGCCAAUCGGGAAGAUGAUAGACGCGUACCUACGUUCAGAAUCAGACAUCGACGACCGCGCGAUUCACCUCCUAUUCUCUGCGAACCGCUGGGAGCUGGUCACGAGCAUCGAACGUGCGCUAAACGAAGGAACAAUAAUCAUAUGUGACCGCUACGCCUUCUCUGGUGUAGCCUUUUCCGCCUCCAAGGGUCUUCCAUUCGAUUGGUGCCAAGCACCCGACGUCGGUCUUCCAGCUCCAGACCUGACACUCUUCCUCGAUAUCAGUCCCGAGAAGGCAAGACAACGUGGUGGAUAUGGCGAAGAACGAUAUGAGAAGGAGGAAAUGCAACGCCGCGUGAGGGAGGUCUUCUCGAACAUUGCAGCGGAUGCCCGACGGCGUGAUGAGUACACAUGGGUUACGAUUGAUGCUGGCAAGGAGCUGGAAGACGUGAAGGACGACAUUUGGAUCCAAGUUGAGCAGCUUCUGGGUAGUGGAGACUUGAAGCCGAUUCGCAGGCUAUGGACUUCGGUUCCCAUUUCCACUUGA